AUGCUGGAGGUCCGUGCUGACCAUAAGGGGGGGGGUGUACACAUGAGUCUUACGAGAUAUGGACAAGGACUUGGUGCCGAUUGUCCAGAAUUCGCCAAUAUCGCUUAUAGAACACCUGGCGGACCUGCUGUACCUGCUCCUUCGACCGGUGUCGCAGCCAACAACGAUGGAUGGACUGAACCUCUUUACACUUGCCCAUCUGCUGAUGGAAAUCUGUACCGAAUUACCAUCUACAAAUCUCCACCUGGUCAAACUACUGCCAACUCAUUGGCUUAUGAAUGUGAAUUCGACGAUUUCGGAAGUUGUUAUUACACCACCUCUGGAACGCUUUACACUCAGGGAAGUACCUCAUGUCCCUUGCAAGUUUGCACAAAUCACUACGAUUCCACUUUCACCAGGAGGAAGAGACAAGAUCCUGAGAUGGAUAAAAGACAAGUGAAAGCUGCAGAUCUGAGAAGGGCUUUAGCUACUGAAGCCCCUGUGCCCAAACGAUCCGACAGAUUUACUGUUGAACCGUAA
Molecule: messenger RNA, 519 nt
Organism: Kwoniella mangroviensis CBS 8507
Lineage: Eukaryota; Fungi; Basidiomycota; Tremellomycetes; Tremellales; Cryptococcaceae
Exons: 5
Coding region: 1-519 (172 amino acids)
Source: RefSeq, a predicted model, not a curated record